Dama dama (fallow deer) is the source of this 3569-nucleotide messenger RNA. RefSeq names its product FYVE, RhoGEF and PH domain containing 3 (gene FGD3). The record is from RefSeq and is a predicted model, not a curated record. The transcript has 19 exons. Lineage: Eukaryota; Metazoa; Chordata; Mammalia; Artiodactyla; Cervidae. Gene Ontology annotation, biological process: filopodium assembly; cytoskeleton organization. Gene Ontology annotation, molecular function: guanyl-nucleotide exchange factor activity; metal ion binding. Gene Ontology annotation, cellular component: cytoplasm. The coding region runs from base 663 to 2888 and encodes 741 amino acids.
GCGGCCAGCAUCGCCUGGUCCUCAGACAGCAUUCCAGCCGAUUGGGGCUGUAUUUUUGCAUGUAAGGCGAGGGGAGAACCAGUGAGCUUGAGCGUGUGAUAGUGCGGAAAUGCAAAUGCACAGUCGUUUAGUGACCCAUAUUGCGAAAACCAGCAAAAGGAAGUUGUGUUUUGCUGCUGCCUGAAGUCAGUCCUGGAGAGAAGUACGUGCGCCACAGAAGACAGUCCCAUCCUGCCUUGAAGUCCUGUUGACCCCCACUGAAUUUUGAAGCAUAUGGCACCCCAGUGUCUGCGUCCAUCUCUGGGUUCUCAGCACGCAGGAUGGAGACCACAGACGGUACCAGCCAGAGCACUUCCUAGGCUGAGGCCCCAAGACAAGUAUUGUGCUUCUGGAUCCUAACACUGGAGUGCAGAACCUCCUGAACUACUCCACUUCAAAACCGCUGGGCAAGAAAAAGAUUUUCAGCAAAUCAACCUCCCCCCCCCCUCUCCCCAACCCCGCCAGUCUCGUGCAAGGCCGGGGCUGGCCAACCCAAAGGACCCAGAAAGCAGCCAGCAGGGAGCCUGGCACCCGCCCUUCACCUCGGUGCCCUUGUGGAGUCCUCCAGCCUCAGGAAGCCGCCAGCCAGCCCCUCACAGAGAUCGGAGAACUCAGCUUUGAGGAUGGAGCCAGGAGGGGGGUCCUCAACACCCCCAGCCCCCAAUACCACCAUGGAUGAGCCAGAAGCUGGGCCUAAUAAUUCCUCCCUGGAGCAACCAGGCACAGACCCAGGGAAGCUCCCAGCACUCCCUGUCGGGCCUGGAACUCACUAUAGGGAGCCCACCUCUGGGAGCCCUGGCAGCCAGGCCUCUGCCGGGGACGUGAGCUCGGUGGGUGAGGCCAGCAGCUCUAAGAUCCCUAACCGGGACAGCGGGAUAGACAGCCCGUCCUGCAGCGUGGUCGGCGAGCAGUUCUGUGAGGACAGCGGCGAGGUGGGCCCAGGUACCAUCAUCAAAGGGCCACAUCCGGGGACAGCCCUGGACGGCAAGUCUCCACAGGAGGAGGCUGAUAGCGAUGCAGGCGAGGGCAGCAGUGAGGAGCCAGACCCCGAGAACAGCCUUUCUAAGGUUGACACGGAUCCAGCCAAGUGCUCUGAGCCUCAGAAGUUGCUCCACAUUGCCCAGGAGCUCCUGCACACGGAGGAGACCUAUGUGAAGCGGCUGCACCUGCUAGACCAGGUUUUCUGCACCCGGCUGACAGAAGCAGGGAUCCCUUCAGAAGUCACCACAGGCAUCUUCUCUAACAUCUCCUCUAUCUAUCGCUUCCAUGGGCAUUUCCUCCUGCCUGAGCUGCAGGCGCGGAUCACAAAUGAGUGGGAUGUGAACCCCCGACUUGGAGAUAUCCUGCAGAAGCUGGCCCCGUUCCUCAAGAUGUACGGUGAAUAUGUCAAGAACUUCGACCGGGCCGUGGAGCUGGUGAGCACCUGGACCCAGCGCUCCCUGGUAUUUAAAGACAUUGUCCAAAGCAUCCAGAAGCAGGAGAUGUGCGGAAACCUAACACUGCAGCAUCACAUGCUGGAGCCCGUGCAGAGGGUCCCCCGCUACGAGCUGCUGCUCAAGGACUAUCUGAAGAGGCUCCCAGAGGACGCCCCAGACUGGAAGGAUGCAGAGAGGUCCUUGGAGCUCAUCUCCACAGCUGCCAACCACUCCAAUGCUGCCAUUCGGAAAAUGGAGAAAAUGCACAAGCUUUUGGAGGUGUACGAGAGACUGGGUGGGGAGGAAGACAUCGUCAACCCUGCGAACGAGCUGAUCAAGGAGGGCCACAUCCAGAAGCUGUCCGCCAAGAAUGGCACCACCCAGGACCGCCACCUCUUCCUGUUCAACAGCAUGAUCCUUUACUGUGUGCCCAAACUGCGGCUUAUGGGCCAGAAGUUCAGUGUCCGGGAGAAGAUGGACAUUUCCGGCCUCCAGGUGCAGGAUAUUGUCAAGUCAGGUGCAGCCCACACAUUCAUCAUAACUGGAAAGAAAAGGUCCCUGGAGCUACAAACUCGGACGGAAGAGGAGAAGAAAGAAUGGAUUCAGGUCAUUCAAGCCACCAUUGAGAAACACAAGCAGAACAGCCAGACUUUCAAGGCCUUCAGUGGCUCCUUCAGCCAGGAUGAGAAUUCCCCCCUCACUCCAGAACCCCCUAUGAUGAGCCCCAGCUCCGAGGUGCCCGCAGUGCCAGCCAACAGUGGAGGGGGAGCUUCAGGGUCUGAGCCCAGGAGAGGGUCCUCUAAGACCAGACGUGACAAGGAGAAGCAGGGCUGCAGCGGCUGUGGCGAGACCUUCAACUCCAUCACCAAAAGGAGACACCACUGCAAGCUGUGUGGGGCGGUCAUCUGUGGGAAGUGCUCUGAGUUCAAGGCUGAGAAUGGCAGGCAGAGCCGUGUCUGCAGAGAGUGUUUCCUGACCCAGCCAGUGGCCCACUUCAGCCCCAGCCUUGAGGAGCCCCUGGAGCCCAAGCAGAGCACAGAGAAGCCAGUCGCUGCGGAGCCCCCACCCGGCCUGCUCUGCGGCCCCCUGCAGGUGUCAGAUGGUGGCACGGCAUGGAGCAAGGUGUGGGCCGCCAUCUCUGAGUCGGACUCCCUGGAGUUGGUGCUGCGCCUCCACAGAGGCAGCCAGCAGGAUGGCCAGCUGCUCCAUGCCAUCCCCCUCUCCGGCUGCAGGGUGAGUGUGCUGGACCCUGCAGAGAGACCGGAUGCCAGGCACGUGUGGCAGCUGCAGCAGGCCCAGCAGUCUUUGUACCUGAGCGCCCCGUCUGCCGAGCUGCAGCAGCAGUGGCUGGAGGCUCUCAGCUCAGCAGCCCGCGGGCGUUCACCCCAGGCCAGCCUGGGGGCCCAGCAGCCCCAGGCCCCAGCUGCCCCAUGAGCUGAAUCUCAGCCAUGUCUCCUAACUGUACAGCCGCCACGGCAGGGCCUAUGCUCUUCUGAGAGGUGGUGUCAAGGCCACACAUGGGCAUGGAGAGAACAGGCCACACAGCACUUGGCUCUGGAGCGUUCCUCCAUGUCAGAGAGGAGAAAGAUGAGGCCCAGACAAGGGCAGCCAACUGCCUAGGUCAUCCAGCAUGUCUCUCAAAGACCUGGGCUUCUGCCUGCAGGCCCAGUCGUGUGGCCCAGAGUAGGGCGUGGGGUGACUGUCAAGUAAACUCUGAGCGGGCCAUGAGCAGUCACCUGUGCCGGAAGACAGAAGGAGCUCAUGGGCGGUGCCCAGGGACACCUGGUGGAUGUCUGCAGUCAUGCCAUCCCUCCCAAUGAUUGCCCACCAUCUACACCACCUACAUCCAUGCGAGCUGAACCAUAACUGGCCCCUGGACUCCACCUCUCUUCUCUUCCCUCUCCCGGCGACUGGGCACAGCAUCGUGCUGCCUUGUAGUUUGCCAUUCCAUUUGGAGAUGCCCAAGGGGCGAGUGGUAGGUUCCUAAAUAACCAUGCUGCAAAACUACAGGGGGACCACACAGGCAUUGUGUGGGGCCCUGAGAUUUGUGCCUGCCUCCCCUGGUGGGUGGUGGACAGUGCUUAUCUGCAUAAAUAAAUAAAUGCUGGCAGCCAA